Molecule: messenger RNA, 2727 nt
Organism: Torulaspora delbrueckii
Lineage: Eukaryota; Fungi; Ascomycota; Saccharomycetes; Saccharomycetales; Saccharomycetaceae
Gene: NAM7
Product: ATP-dependent RNA helicase NAM7
Exons: 1
Coding region: 1-2727 (908 amino acids)
Biological process (GO): nuclear-transcribed mRNA catabolic process, nonsense-mediated decay
Cellular component (GO): cytoplasm
Molecular function (GO): ATP binding; RNA binding; zinc ion binding
Source: RefSeq, a predicted model, not a curated record
AUGCACAGGAGAACGAUGAACGCGGAUGAAGAACUGUUGGAAGACGAGGUUGCUGUACUACCGACGUCCCAGCAUGCGUGUGCUUACUGUGGGAUAGAUUCGCCCGUGAGCGUUAUUCGUUGUAACGGUUGUUCACGAUGGUUUUGCAAUUCCAAGCACGGCACGGCAAGCUCGCAUAUCGUGAAUCACCUGGUUUUGUCUCACCACAACGUCGUUUCGUUGCAUCCGGACUCGGAUCUUGGUGAUACGGUGCUUGAAUGUUACAACUGUGGUUGUAAGAAUGUAUUUCUUCUCGGGUUUGUCUCUGCUAGAGGUGAAGCAGUCGUGGUUUUACUAUGUCGGGUCCCCUGUGCGCAGAAUAAGAAUGCUAAUUGGGAUACUGAUCAGUGGCAACCACUAAUCGAGGAUCGUCAAUUCUUGAACUGGGUCGCCGAAGAACCUACCGAGGAACAAAAGUUGAGCGCAAGGCUCAUCACUCCUUCACAAAUGUCAAAACUUGAAGCAAAAUGGAAAUCUAACAAGGAUGCUACCAUCAAUGAUAUCGAUGCACCAGAGGAACAGGAGGAAAUUCCACCCGUUUUACUCAAGUACCAGGAUGCAUACGAGUACCAAAGGUCUUAUGGACCACUGAUCAAACUUGAGGCAGAUUAUGACAAACAGCUUAAAGAAUCACAGGCAUUAGAGCAUAUUUCCGUUACAUGGUCCCUCGCUCUUAACAACAGGCACCUAGCGUCCUUUGCCUUGUCAACUUUUGAAUCUAAUGAAUUGAAAGUUGCUGUAGGUGAUGAAAUGGUACUACGUUACUCUGGUCUGCAACACCCCGAAUGGGAGGGAAGAGGAUAUAUCGUUCGUUUACCAAACAGCAUGCAGGACGAAUUCACUUUGGAAUUGAAACCCAGUAAACAACCACCUCCAACGCAUUUGGGGACUGGUUUUACUGCAGAAUUCAUUUGGAAAGGUACUUCCUAUGAUAGAAUGCAAGACGCUUUGAAAAAAUUUGCUCUUGAUAAGAAAUCUAUUUCAGGUUUCCUCUACUAUAAGAUCCUGGGUCACCAGAUUGUGGAUAUCCAAUUUGAAGUUAAUUUGCCUAAGGAGUUUUCCAUCAAACAUUUCGCUCAACUAAAUGCAUCGCAAUCUCACGCAGUGGAACAUGUUUUACAAAGACCUUUGUCAUUAAUACAGGGACCUCCAGGUACCGGUAAGACUGUCACUUCGGCAACAAUAGUUUACCACUUGUCAAAGAUGCACAACGAACGAAUUCUAGUGUGUGCACCCUCCAACGUCGCAGUCGACCAUUUGGCUGCUAAGUUGCGUGAUCUUGGUUUAAAGGUCGUUAGACUGACUGCCAAAAGUCGUGAGGAUGUUGAAAGUUCUGUAUCGAAUUUGGCACUACAUAACUUGGUCGCAAGAUCUUCCAAGGGUGAACUGAAGAAAUUACUCAGACUAAAGGAGGAAGUGGGUGAACUCUCCAUUGGUGAUACUAAGAAAUUCGUGAAAUUGGUUAGAAAGACAGAGUCCGAGAUCCUGAAAAAGGCUGAUGUCGUUUGUUGUACCUGUGUUGGUGCUGGUGAUAAGAGACUCGAUACCAGGUUUAGAACAGUGUUGAUCGACGAGAGUACUCAGGCAUCUGAACCAGAAUGUUUGAUUCCAAUCGUCAAGGGCGCAAAGCAAAUCAUUUUGGUCGGUGAUCAUCAACAGCUGGGUCCAGUUAUUCUCGAGCGUAAAGCUGGUGAUGCUGGUUUGAAACAGUCUUUGUUCGAAAGGCUCAUUGCACUAGGGCAUGUUCCUUUGCGUCUAGAGGUGCAAUACCGUAUGAAUCCAUACUUGAGUGAUUUCCCAAGUAAUGUGUUUUAUGAAGGUAGUUUGCAAAAUGGUGUUACCAUCGAACAACGUACCGUUACCAACAGCACUUUCCCUUGGCCUAUUCACGGAGUACCCAUGAUGUUCUGGGCCAACUAUGGUAGAGAAGAGAUCUCUGCGAAUGGUACUUCGUACCUGAAUAGAAUCGAAGCAAUGAACUGUGAACGUAUCAUAACAAGAUUGUUCAAAGAUGGUGUUAAACCGGAACAGAUAGGUGUUAUCACCCCAUAUGAGGGUCAGAGAGCUUUUAUCUUACAGUAUAUGCAAAUGAACGGAUCCCUGGAUAGAGACCUCUACCUGAGUGUCGAGGUGGCGUCUGUCGAUGCAUUUCAAGGAAGGGAAAAGGAUUAUAUCAUAUUGUCCUGCGUACGUGCAAAUGAGCAGCAAAUUAUUGGAUUUUUGAGCGAUCCUCGCCGUUUGAACGUCGGCCUUACUCGUGCCAAAUACGGACUGGUCAUCUUGGGAAACCCAAGAGCUUUGUCUACUAACGCGUUGUGGAAUAACCUAUUAAUUCAUUUCCGUGAAAAGGGCUGUCUCGUCGAAGGCUCACUAAACAACCUACAGUUGUGCACCGUGCAGUUAACGAGGAACAGGCCAAACAAGAAUAACACCAAUAAGUUUCCAUUCACAGUCGAUACAGCAGGCUUCUCUAGCGUUCAAGAUUUUGAUACACAAAGUUUAAUGUCCUUUGGUGGUGAGGUAGAUCCUUUCAAAGGGACAGGACUUGCGCCAGAAAAUGAACUCUCAUCCUUCCUGAACAACCAAAUGUGGAACGCUGACAAUUUCGCCUCGUACGAAGGUCGUGCAUCGACUCAAGAGAAUGACACUGAGCGGCUAAGUAAAGGCAUACAUUCCCUAAAUAUAUAA